This is a messenger RNA of Fusarium poae, 516 nucleotides long. RefSeq lists its product as uncharacterized. NCBI's taxonomy places the organism in Eukaryota, Fungi, Ascomycota, Sordariomycetes, Hypocreales, Nectriaceae. The coding region runs from base 1 to 516 and encodes 171 amino acids. The record is from RefSeq and is a predicted model, not a curated record. The transcript is spliced from 3 exons.
AUGUCCAAAAACUCGAUAUAUGAGGGUAUUGAACCCCUAAAACCCACAUGGUUGAGGUUGAGUGAUCUUCAUGUCGCUAUUCCCGUCGUGAUAACGGCAAUUGGACCCGACAGGACAUCUUUUGACUUCUCGGGAGAUCUGACAGCCCUACAUAACUUAUAUGCUGUUCCUUUCCUUAUUGAUAUCUUUAGGAACCGGCCAUCUUGGUUGUUCUGGGAUCAAAAGCCUGUUGUCUGUGGAUAUACACGAGGCUCUCCCCACCUCUGCCGUCUUUACCGCAAUGACGGUUCAUGGCCCUCACUGAAUUUGCCGGGCAUCUUCACGGCAAAGCUUUGCGAGCGCCUGGAAACAUUUUACUCGUUCCUUCGACCUUUGCCCAAGAACGUGCAGAUCCUUUUCCCCCGCGCUUCCUACAGCUUGCCAACUCAUUCGUUCCAUUUAAAGUUGAUGACAAUCUAUCAAAUCAAGCUAUUUCUUUUGAGGUACAGCGCUGACAUGACGUAUCAGACCGCAUAA